Cylicostephanus goldi is the source of this 204-nucleotide messenger RNA. The record is from the annotation of a GenBank genome assembly. NCBI's taxonomy places the organism in Eukaryota, Metazoa, Nematoda, Chromadorea, Rhabditida, Strongylidae.
GUAUUGAUUCCGGAGAUAAGAUUCAAUGAUGACUACAUGGCCACGAUUCAACCUCCAGAUGCUACUGAAAAGAAUUAUGAUGACCAGGCUAUCGCACUCUUUGACGAACUGCCUAUCGAAGAUCCGCGCAUUUCUGAUCUCGCUGUGCGCACUUGUCUACCGAAACCGAUGAUUCUUCUGAAAGUAAGAUUUGAAUUUUCUUAG